UCUCCUAUUUAAUGAGAAAUGUUUAAAAGGAAAUUACAAAUUCGAUAAAGACUGGGAGGCUAUAGGUGGAGAAGUUAUCAAGUUCCCACUGCCUCUCCAUUUACAAGCUCAGGUCGGUGAGAGGGCUCUUUAAAUAUUGGGCGAGCACGGAAUGCUACACAAACCACACAAACCAGUGAUGGCAGUUGCAAUCCUGAGAGAUGUUACCAUGGGAGUUAAUCUAAUAACUACUGUUAUCUCAAAAGCCGUGAGAAUGAUCAGUAAAUUAGUGCAGAUGCAGAAAAACGACACACAUUUUGAAAUGCUAGCAAAUAGAGUAGAUGAUUGUACUACCACCCUGAAAACAUGGAAGGAAAGGGGUGUGCCAGUCCAGCAUGAGGUGGAGAGAGCCAUCAAUGGAUUUAGCUCAGCUCUCGAUUCUGCAGAGGACCUUCUCAUAGGGUAUGGAACCAGCAAUGCAUUUAAGCGUUUCUCUCAGUCCUCCAAACUGAAAGAAAAGUUCAAAAGUGUGAAUCAGAAGCUGAAGGAUGCUGAGCAGCAGCUCAACUCUGCCUUGGUGAUGAUGCCAAGAUCUGCAGGGACUGAGAGCAUGGGCAUGGAUCUAAUGCCAUUCCAAGGAGGAGAUGAAAUAAGAGUCAUUCAGCAGAGAAGCAGUCAACAGGACCUGAUUCAGAGACUGACAGAAAAUGCCAAAAGGGUAACAUUGACAGACACCACUGAACCGAAUGGACGUCGUAUUCAAAAGGCUGAAAUUGAGUACCAAUAAUUGAACAAGAUAUUUUGGUUGAAGUUAAAGAGGUUUAAAAGUUGAUUCACAGUGUUUGCCCAUUGCUGCUUACACACUAAAAAUUAAUGCUUAGACCAAAGUCUCAAAACCUGAAGUCGUUGUAAUCAUACCUUAAACAAGUAACCUUACAGAUGUUUUCUGUUUUGUACUUUGUUUGUAAUUCUGCAGCACACUUUGCGAAACAGUACACAGUUUCUUAUAUUAGACAAUUCAAAAAUGAAAAUACUUAUGUUCAAAAUGCAAAGUACAUCUGGAAAUGGGCAAUACCAGGGUAAUGGCAGUACAAAGGGUAAUGUUAUCCCCAUAUUGCCCUGGGACAUUGACAAAUAACCCUGUGGCCAUUCUUUCCUCUUCCUCCGAUUUUUGAGGUUGAACCCAGCCUCAUCUAUGUAUUUCAUCAAUAUACAGUAAAUGUCAUAUACAGUAUACUGUAUUCCCCUUGAAUUUCC
Sardina pilchardus (European sardine) is the source of this 1236-nucleotide messenger RNA. RefSeq lists its product as uncharacterized. Bases 152 to 766 code for a protein of 204 amino acids. Gene Ontology annotation, biological process: cell surface receptor signaling pathway. The record is from RefSeq and is a predicted model, not a curated record. NCBI's taxonomy places the organism in Eukaryota, Metazoa, Chordata, Actinopteri, Clupeiformes, Clupeidae. The transcript is spliced from 3 exons.